CGCGCCGCGCCGGCCACCCGUAGCCCGCCCGAACCCCAACAUUAUCAACACGAGUCCGCGCUAUCAGUGGAUUGUGCAAGUGAUACUGACUUCACGCGUGAUACAAGUGUUAACUGAGUGUUGUGGGUGACAGCAAUUAGAACUCAGCGGCGAUUCUUUAGCAGUUUACAACCCUCGAUUCGCUCGGUGAGUGCACUUGAGUUUGACGUGUGAGUGCUCUCAUGGGAAAACUCUAAUAGCUAAAAUAAUGAUGUUUACAUGAGGAGUAGAACUGUGUCACAAUCAAUGGAAUAAGUAUGAACGAGUUGUCAAGUGGCGUAAUAAAGAAAGGGCGAUAUGGGAUGAGAGAGUGCAAGUGAGAGGCCACGAUGGGGACAAAGAUGCUGCUUUCGCUUUUGUUGCACUGCUUCUACGUGACUACGGCUUCGAGUCCCGGCACAGGUCUAGGGGUUCUGUCAGCGCUGAGCAGCGUAGAGAGAACAGAGAGGCCCUACUUUGACGAUGUGUCUCCGAGGAAUGUAUCGGCAGUGGUUGGCGAAUCGGCGGUGCUACGAUGUCGUGCAAAACACAUAGGAAAUAGAACUGUCUCAUGGAUGCGGAAGCGUGACCUGCAUAUUCUGACCUCUCACAUCUUCACCUACACUGGAGAUGCAAGGUUCAGUGUUCUACAUCCAGAACCCUCAGACGACUGGGACCUGAAGAUUGACUACGUCCAGCCCCGAGAUGCGGGCGUCUACGAGUGUCAAAUCAACACUGAGCCUAAAAUUAAUAUGGCCGUUAUGCUUAGCGUUGAAGAUGAGUCCUUCACCCCCGCGCCCCAGCCUCCGCCCCGAUCCUCAGCUGCUGCGGCCACUAUUUGGGGAUCGCAAGACGUGUACGUAAAGAAAGGCAGCACGAUAUCGUUGACCUGCUCCGUCAAUGUCCACUCCUCGCCUCCCUCCAGCGCUUCAGUGCUGUGGUACCACGGCAAUGCUGUGGUGGACUUUGAUUCACCUCGAGGAGGAAUUAGCUUGGAGACAGAAAAGACGGAAGGCGGUACUACUAGCAAGCUACUAGUCACCAAGGCUGCGCUGACAGAUUCUGGAAACUAUACCUGUGUUCCUAAUAAUGCGCACCCGGCUUCUGUUUCCGUUCAUGUACUCAACGGCGAGCAUCCGGCCGCAAUGCAGACGAGUAACCGAGCCACAUACCUAACAUCUCAGCUAAGUUGUGCUCUCUUCACGUAUCUACUCUCCUCGAUGGCUGGCAGAUGAUCACCUUUCCCACUCAUGAUUUGAGAUGGAAAUUUUUGUUACAUGAACUUAACUCGCACUAAGAAUAUUUUUAAAAUGUGAAAUUCUUUAUACAUUGUUAGCUGUUAAAAUAAUGCAUGAAAUGAAAAUAAAUGUUUUAAUUUAAUUAUUGUCCAGUCCAAAUUCUAGAUAAAUAUGAUGCAUACAAAAAGACGCGUAAAAUAUCGUAGCAGAGAAAUAAAAUACAAUAAAGUGCGCUUUUGCUUCCACUGAAUUUAUGAACUGAAACGGCCAUUCAGAGAACUCUUUAUUUCGGUAUAAAUGCAACCUGAAAUAGACAACAAUAAUAAGUUUAUCAAUUGAUUGGAUUUAUACUUAUAAUUACAGCAAAUAUAAUCUAAUUUAUCUUUGAGUAAUUUGUUUUCUGCCCAUUGAGUCGUGUGAUCUUUAGAAACAAACAAAAAUUUCGUCUCAAAUAACGUGAUUUAAUUGGAUUAUUUAUUUGAAAUACGGUAGAACAAUAAAUCUAAGAACUCCUUCGACAUAUGUAUAGCAUUGAUAUUCUCCUAAAAUCUGGUUCUUUAUAUUGUUUAAUAAACAACGAAAUUACUCUUAAGCCAGGCAGUGCUGCAGUACAAUUAUUAUUAAAUCAUAUGUUUUUUCGCUCUUUUCUAUUUGAAUUAGUCAAUGGCUAAUUAUGAGAAGAUGAUAUUGUUAUAUAUAGCUUAAUGUUUCACACGUGAUUACAAAGAACUAACUAAGGAAAUCCUCAAUUAUUCUUUAACAUUUAAAUUUGUUUGUAUUUAGAAAGAUUUUUGAAAUCACGUAAUCAAUAUAGCUAUAUUAUAAGCCUAACCGAUAAAUCAACACAUUAUGAAUGCUUAUAAAGUCCUAAUUUAUUAAUUACUCUAAGUACUGAAAAUAUGUGAUAUUAUUUUACGAUAUUAUCGAAACCAAUGUUUGCAGAUUAUGUAAGACGUUAUAACGUACCCACUACAUGAAAACGGUGAAGUUUAACCUUAAACAAAGGCAAACUGCACGACUUAGGACAAAUCUUUACGAAAUAUAUUAAAAUUAGACUAAUAUAAUACAAAUAGUAUUAUUGUUAGAUGUUAAGUAAGUGUAAAAAAACGCCAUUUUACGGGUUCAAUGUAAAAAUAUUAUUUCGUAAAGAUAGCUUCCUUCUUCAAUUUACAUUCCAUUACGAAUAAUUUGUAAAUGGCCAGGAUGUAAAUAAAAUAAAUACGUAAAUAAGACUAAUGCGUUGUAAAUAGUUAUUGUGUAAAUAAAAUUAUUAUCAGUUAGUAGUUGCAGUUGAGAUGUUUACGUUGUUCUUAGAACAUAAUUUACUAGGUGAAUGAGAGGGAGAUCUCUUCUCGACUACCUUUGAGGUAAAUUUUAGGUAAUUUAUCAACUCCAAUCAAUGACCGCUUAAAACAGGACUGUGAUUAAAAACUGGGUAAGUUCGCUGUCAUAUUCGGAAGUUUAAAACGCGGAAUUUAAAACACAAAGUACGAAAGAAAGAAAAAAAAUUCCGCCAGUCAAGCUGCACUUGCACCGUGACGUCGGCCAUUGUCUCUCGUAAAUAAAGACAAGAGACAAAAGAUCAACAAUGUGCCAGUUUUGCAAAGAUUUCUCAUUAAUACUGAGGUACAGAUGCGGCUCUUGUUAGAGGCUUUUUAAGGAAAAACUACUACUACUCCAGGGGUGGCCACUUUUUCUAUAAAAAAGGUAGGUACCUAUCGGAAACUCAGAAUAUAACAAAAUCGCUGUUAGCUUAUCAUUGAAUUUCUAACAAGAGAUCUCCCUAAUAUAAUUAGAAAAUAAAGACAAAUAAAUUAAAUGAUUAUUAAAAUUCUAUCGACUGUUUUCAUAAAUUAAUCUUUUAACCAUUCUGUUAACAUAAUGUAGUUUUAAAUUACGCUUCAAUCAUCGCUUUCAAAAUGGCAAUUGACAGUCACAUAAAAAAGUAUUACCUUUUUAGUAGUUACUAGUUUUAAUUUAAAGAAAAAUCGCUAAGAUUUUGACACAAACUGAGCGAAGCGUAAUUUUAAACAUGUCUAAACUCCUCUUUCCAUAAAUUCUUGUAAAGUAAAAUAACUAAUAUAGUUGUAGAUGGUCGUAACUAGCUAUGUUCCUUAGUAGCAGUUAUAUACGGGCUAAUUUGUACGUAUGUACGUUUUUAAGAGAAUGUUACUCAUCGGAAUAUUAAUUUUCUUUUGUAUUUUGUAAAUAUCGUAAUGAGGACAGGAGU
Pieris rapae (cabbage white) is the source of this 3486-nucleotide messenger RNA. Its product is annotated as T-lymphocyte activation antigen CD86. Gene Ontology annotation, cellular component: neuron projection membrane. The record is from RefSeq and is a predicted model, not a curated record. The transcript has 8 exons. NCBI's taxonomy places the organism in Eukaryota, Metazoa, Arthropoda, Insecta, Lepidoptera, Pieridae. Bases 369 to 1253 code for a protein of 294 amino acids. Gene Ontology annotation, biological process: synapse organization.